AUGUUUACAAGCUUGACGUAUUUCGUUUUGCUCUCGUCCGUGAUGACGGUCGAUGACAAUCAGUUUCGCUGCGACUACCGAUAUUCCCAGGACGUUCAGGGUUGGCUGAAAUUGCACCGCGUGCCUUCCAAUUGGUUCGAAGCUCGUCUAAGAUGCCACCUCGAAGGAGGCAAUCUCGCGUCUCCCUUGAACAGCAGCUUCCAAAACGCCAUGAAAUUUCUGAUCGAUGAGGAAACAAGUGACAUGUCGUGCGGUGUCUUCACCGGCAUCCACGCGUUUUUCUCAAAGGGAGACUUCCAAUCGAUCGAAGGAGUUCCCCUGUGGAAGAUACCACAUACCUGGGCUGUCGGAGAACCCGACAACUUCAAGGAUGAGGAGAGCUGCAUAGCUCUGUUGCUUGACGGUAGCAUAGCAGACGUAGACUGCCAGCAACCUUUGCCCUAUAUCUGCUAUAAGGAAAAAACAGAGACGAUGUUUGUGUCCGGUUGUGGUACUACUGACAAAGAGUACGUUUAUGACGCGGAAACUGGAAGUUGCUACAAGUUCCACACGCUGCCGCGCACGUGGUCCCGUGCGUCCAUGGUGUGCGCCGCCGAGGGUGGCCACCUGGUCGUCAUAAACAGCGACCGCGAGGCCCAAGUGGUCAAGGAGAUCUUCGCGAAGCAUUCCGGUGAACUCGCCUACGCCGGCAUCUAUGAUUGGAACGAGCACGGCGAGUGGCUAACCGUCCAUGGCCAAACGCUAGCGGAGGCCGGUUAUUCCAAGUUCUCUGGCGGUGAGCCCAACAACGGCUCCGCCAGUGGCGAGUUCUGCGUAGGCGUGUACAAAACGGCACUCUUCAACGACGUCCCGUGCGAGAGCAAGAACGCCUUCAUCUGCGAGAAAAGCCCCAACAGUCUGCUGUGUGACCCG
Molecule: messenger RNA, 912 nt
Organism: Iphiclides podalirius (scarce swallowtail)
Lineage: Eukaryota; Metazoa; Arthropoda; Insecta; Lepidoptera; Papilionidae
Source: the annotation of a GenBank genome assembly